This is a messenger RNA of Bipolaris zeicola 26-R-13, 255 nucleotides long. RefSeq lists its product as uncharacterized. The record is from RefSeq and is a predicted model, not a curated record. The transcript has a single exon. Lineage: Eukaryota; Fungi; Ascomycota; Dothideomycetes; Pleosporales; Pleosporaceae. The annotation marks the transcript as partial.
CUGUUGAAUUACACGCUGCCGAUCAUCAAAGACGCGAAGUGUUCAGUUUUGAAAGGCUUGGUGCUCGAUGGAUAUCGGUUUGGCGGACCUUUGACUGUAGAGUCUCAAGAGGAUGUAAAAUUGAAGGGGAUGAAGAUAGGAAUGUACGAUGAAUGUGUCACACCCACGGAUUACAUCAUCGUAAAAGGUCUAAGACGAGAUACUGCACCAGACAACUCAUAUCAGUCUGGCGGCUUGAUUAAAUCUAUAGAUUAA